UGCUGGGGCCGGGGCCGAGUUCCGCAUCCCCAGCGUGGGCCGGCAGCACGGAGGGAGCUACAGCUGCAGCUACCGGCGCCCAUCAGAGCCCUUCGUCUCGUCAUACGCCAGCAACUCUGUGGAGCUGGUGGUAGCAGAGCCCAGCUACCCCAAACCCAGCAUCUCCCUGAGACCCAGCGGGGGGGUCUCCCUGGGGGGAGCCGUGGCCAUCUGGUGUCGGGGGCAGCACCAGGGCGUGCGGUUCGUGCUGAAUAAAGAGCGACGCUAUUUCCCACCUGUGGAUUCGGACGGGUUGGAGGCUGAGUUUCCCAUCAGCAACGUGAGCCGGGAGGACGGUGGGAGCUACAGCUGCUCCUAUCACAGCAAAUCGGAGCCGUUCAACGUGUCGUACCCCAGCGACCCCGUGGAGCUGCUGGUGAGAGGGGGAAACGACCUGACUCAGCCGGGAACGAUACCAGCUUCCACCCGCCCAGGCACCGCAAGGCCAGGGGGAACCGCCCCGACUCCGUCAGAAACAGCACCGACUUCCCCCUACUCAGGCAGCGCAGGGCCAGAUACCGAGUCUAAGGGCAGUGAAUCGCCAUCAACCACCCCAAAAACAGAAGGAACCACCACAGCUGGGCCCAAGCAGCUGAAUCCCACCACGACGGAGCCAGAUGGAAAAGACGCUGGUUCUAUUCCCACACGGGGAACCGACCCGACUCCGUCAGAAACAGCACCGACUUCCCCCUACUCAGGCAGCGCAGGGCCAGAUACCGAGUCUAAGGGCAGUGAAUCGCCAUCAACCACCCCAAAAACAGAAGGAACCACCUCAGCUGGGCCCAAGCAGCUGAAUCCCACCACGACGGAGCCAGAUGGAAAAGGGGGAAACGACCUGACUCAAACGGGAACGACAACAGCUUCCACCCGCCCAGGCACCGCAAGGCCAGGGGGAACCGACCCGACUCCGUCAGAAACAGCACCGACUUCCCCCUACUCAGGCAGCGCAGGGCCAGAUACCGAGUCUAAGGGCAGUGAAUCGCCAUCAACCACCCCAAAAACAGCUCGUUCUCAUCCCACAGAAGGAACCACCUCAGCUGGGCCCAAGCAGCUGAAUCCCACCACGACGGAGCCAGAUGGAAAAGGGGGAAACGACCUGACUCAGCCGGAAAUGACACCGGCUUCCACCCACCCAGGCACCGCAAGGCCAGGGGGAAACGACCUGACUCAAACGGGAACGACAACAGCUUCCACCCGCCCAGGCACCGCAAGGCCAGGGGGAACCGACCCGACUCCGUCAGAAACAGCACCGACUUCCCCCUACUCAGGCAGCGCAGGGCCAGAUACCGAGUCUAAGGGCAGUGAAUCGCCAUCAACCACCCCAAAAACAGAAGGAACCACCUCAGCUGGGCCCAAGCAGCUGAAUCCCACCACGACGGAGCCAGAUGGAAAAGGGGGAAACGACCUGACUCAAACGGGAACGACAACAGCUUCCACCCGCCCAGGCACCGCAAGGCCAGGGGGAACCGACCCGACUCCGUCAGAAACAGCACCGACUUCCCCCUACUCAGGCAGCGCAGGGCCAGAUACCGAGUCUAAGGGCAGUGAAUCGCCAUCAACCACCCCAAAAACAGGGGGAACCGACCCGACUCAGUCAGAAACAGCACCGACUUUCCCCUCCUCAGGCAGAGCAGGGCCAGCUACCGAGUCUAAGGGCAGUGAAUCGCCAUCAACCACCCCAAAAACAGAAGGAACCACCUCAGCUGGGCCCAAGCAGCUGAAUCCCACCACGACGGAGCCAGAUGGAAAAGACGCUGGUUCUAUUCCCACAGGGGGAACCGACCCGACUCAGUCAGAAACAGCACCGACUUCCCCCUGCUCAGGCAGCGCAGGGCCAGAUACCGAGUCUAAGGGCAGUGAAUCGCCAUCAACCACCCCAAAAACAGAAGGAACCACCUCAGCUGGGCCCAAGCAGCUGAAUCCCACCACGACGGAGCCAGAUGGAAAAGGGGGAACCGACCCGACUCAGUCAGAAACAGCAUUGACUUCCCCCUCCUCAGGCAGCGCAGGGCCAGCUACCGAGUCUAAGGGCAGUGAAUCGCCAUCAACCACCCCAAAAACAGAAGGAACCACCUCAGCUGGGCCCAAGCAGCUGAAUCCCACCACGACGGAGCCAGAUGGAAAAGGGGAAAACGACCUUACUCAGCCGGGAACGACACCGGUUUCCACCCGCCCAGGCACCACAAGGCCAGGGGGAACCGACCUGACUCAGUCAGAAACAGCACCGACUUCCCCCUGCUCAGGCAGCGCAGGGCCAGAUACCGAGUCUAAGGGCAGUGAAUCACCAUCAACCACCCCAAAAACAGAAGGAACCACCUCAGCUGGGCCCAAGCAGCUGAAUCCCACCACGACGGAGCCAGAUGGAAAAGGGGGAAACGACCUGACUCAGCCGGGAACGACACCGGCUUCCACCCGCCCAGGCACCACAAGGCCAGGGGGAACCGACCCAACUCAGUCAGAAACAGCACCGACUUCCCCCUGCUCAGGCAGCGCAGGGUCAGGUACCGAGUCUAAGGGCAGUGAAUUGCCAUCAACCACCCCAAAAACAGAACGAACCACCUCAGCUGGGCCAAAGCAGACGAAUCCCACCACGACGGAGCCAGACAGAAAAGGGGGAAACAACCUGACUCAGCCGGGAACGACACCGCCUUCCACCCGCCCAGGCACCGCAAGGCCAGGGGGAACCGACCCGACUCCGUCAGAAACAGCACCGACUUCCCCCUACUCAGGCAGCGCAGGGCCAGGUACCGCGUCUAAGGGCAGUGAAUCGCCAUCAGCCACCCCAAAAACAGAAGGAAACACCUCAGCUGGGCCCCAGCAGCUGAAUCCCACCACGACGGAGCCGGAGGGAGAAGAGGGAUCAGAACGGAAGAUGAGCAUCCCCAUCAUCGCCAGGGUGAGCACGUCGGCCGCCGGCCUCCUCCUCCUCCUCCUGGUCUUCCUCUGCUACAGAAGAUCCCGAGGAAGGAAAGGACCAGCCCCAAAACAGAGCAGGGAGUCCGAGCCUGCAACCACAGUCUACGCCCUCAGGGGUGAAGGGACGCAGCUGGAUGUCCUGCCCCAGGAGCCCGACCCCAGCGCCAAGGGACUCACCUACGCCGAGCUGGACCGCCAGGCACUGCAGGCCAAGCGGGGGGGCCCGGCCCCCGCCCCCGAGCCUGUCCUGUACGCCACCAUCGAUGUCAGCUAGGAGCCCCAUGGGCAGAGCCCCUGGGGUGCAGGGGAGCCCCCCACCCACCCGCAUAGCGUGAACCCAGGGGGAGUUAUCGCAGCGACGGGGCAGGGAGCAUCGGCCACCUGAGGCAACAGAGUGAUUCCCCCUCGAUAAUGGGCUUCGCUUAUAGCCCCCCCAUAACCUCCCCUUCCAGCUGGUUCUGCCCCACCCAGCCCCACGGGUGGGGGGCCAGGGGGGCUCAGCACCAGGAGAGGGAGAGGACGCGCCAAGGGCAUCUGUUUGUGUUAUUUUGCAUCCUGUUAAUCUCCAUAUUUGUAAUAAAC
Messenger RNA from Mauremys reevesii (Reeves's turtle), 3537 nucleotides. Its product is annotated as mucin-5AC-like. NCBI's taxonomy places the organism in Eukaryota, Metazoa, Chordata, Testudines, Geoemydidae. The transcript has 36 exons. The coding region runs from base 1151 to 3229 and encodes 692 amino acids. The record is from RefSeq and is a predicted model, not a curated record.